AUGAAGCUCCUCUCUCUUCUUCCUCUAGUAAGCACAGCUCUUGCCUACGCUAUCGAUCGUUCUCGAAUUAUCAUCCCUCGCGACUCGGAGGUCAAAAUCAACGACUUCACCUACAAUGGAGACACUGGCCCCCUUCACUGGCAUGAUCUCGACCCUUCCAACAAUGGUGCCUGUGCUUCAGGCCGUCAUCAGUCCCCCAUCGAUAUCAUCACCGAGGAAAUAGGCUUCGCUGCUCCUGGAUCCCUUCGUCUCAACAUUCCCAGCGCCAAUACCUCUACAUUCGAAAACAUCGGCUCCGGUCUGGAGGUUCUCGGCCAGGGGUCUCUGCUCAUGAAUGGCAGCCAAUACCCUCUGAAACAAUUCCACUUCCACACGCCUAGUGAGCAUCGCGUCAACGGAGAGUACUUCCCCAUGGAAGCUCACUUCGUCUUUCAGACAGGAAACGAAACCGCAGUCGUCGGCUUUCUCUUCCAGUUGACCGAGAACCAACCCUCCUUCGCCCCCUUCGACUCCAUAUUCAACCAUUGCGAAGAGAUCGCCGAGCCAGGAAACUCCACACAGACAGGGCCCCUUGACUUCCAUGCGCUGAGCAGACAUCUCGAUUUGAACCCUGUGUACGAUUAUACCGGCUCGCUGACUACACCGCCUUGCACGGAGCAGGUGAAGUGGUUUGUUAGCCAGCAGCCUCUGUCGCUGAGCGUUCGGGAUUACAAUGAUGUGAAAAGGGUGUUGAAGUUCAAUGCGAGGUAUACGCAGAAUACCCUUGGGGAAGAUAACUUGUUGGCGUGA
Molecule: messenger RNA, 789 nt
Organism: Aspergillus steynii IBT 23096
Lineage: Eukaryota; Fungi; Ascomycota; Eurotiomycetes; Eurotiales; Aspergillaceae
Product: carbonic anhydrase family protein
Exons: 2
Coding region: 1-789 (262 amino acids)
Molecular function (GO): carbonate dehydratase activity; zinc ion binding
Source: RefSeq, a predicted model, not a curated record